Molecule: messenger RNA, 3286 nt
Organism: Osmerus eperlanus (European smelt)
Lineage: Eukaryota; Metazoa; Chordata; Actinopteri; Osmeriformes; Osmeridae
Product: protein mono-ADP-ribosyltransferase PARP12-like
Exons: 12
Coding region: 66-2885 (939 amino acids)
Cellular component (GO): nucleus
Molecular function (GO): NAD+-protein mono-ADP-ribosyltransferase activity; NAD+ poly-ADP-ribosyltransferase activity; zinc ion binding
Source: RefSeq, a predicted model, not a curated record
CACAAGAACCUCCUCAAAGCCCAGCUUGCAGUGGGUCGCACAGCAGUCUAUGUUGGGCAAACACAAUGGAGUCUGAAAUAACAAAACUACUGUGCGCAAAUUAUGGAUCAAUGAAUGUCGAUGAAUUAACGGUCAACCUUUCUAUUGGCGACUUAAAUGAGCUGUGGAAUUUGAUUGUCAAUCGAGAAAGAUUUUCUAUCGCAGUUGUUGACGGAGAGCGAACGCUUAUAGCAAAAACCACAGUUCGACUGUGUAUGUCCAAAGAUUGUCACGGUUGUAUCAAAUUACACCUAUGUAAACGAUUUUUAUUAGGAGUUUGUCACAGAGCUGUGUGUCGCUUUGGACAUGACCUCUUCAACGUUCAAAAUGCCAUGGUCCUGAGAGAAAAUGGUUUAAAGGACCUGGACAGAGAUGAACUUUGCAGCUUGUUACUCUUAAAUGACAACUCACUCUUACCCCCAGUGUGUCACUCCUACAACAACGGUGUGGGAGAGUAUGGGAAGUGCCCCGAUGGCGAGAACUGCAGGAGGAUGCACAUCUGUGAGAACUAUCUCCGUGGCGCAUGCAGCUGUCCGCGGGCGCACGAUUUCUUCGAGCCCCACCCUCUGAAGACCCUGCAGGACAGAGGAGUCCCCAACCACAUCAUCGGACGCAUCAAGUCCAUCUACACCAGCAUCGAGGCUCUGAGACACCAGGAUCGGGCAGAACACGGCAAUCGCCAUCGACCAUCAGCCGGGGCCGCACCAGCAGACAACAGGGGACCGAACAGAGGACCGAACAGAGGACCGAACAGAGGACCGCAAAGGGGUAAAGACAAAACUGAGAUAUGUAUGUACUAUGUCAAGGGCAGCUGCAAACAUGGUGAGAGGUGCUUUAAGGUCCACUCCACCCUGCCCUACCAGUGGGAGGUGAAGGAGAGGAGGCAGUGGACAGCCCUACCCAACAACGAGGAGAUUGAGAAGGACUACUGUGACCCAUCAAAGACAUACGGUCAGGGACUGGAGCCGGUGUGUUUUGAUGACAUGACCUGUGGCCUGAACACAGCCAGACGUCUGUCAACCAUCUCGUCCGUCCUCCAGCCCAGCUUCAUCCUCACUACUGAGUGGCUGUGGUACUGGCAGGAUGAGUCUGGGAACUGGAUCCAGUAUGCUACAGCAAGUGCAGCCCUCAGGACGGCCAGCAUCACCAGUGAGGAUCUGGAACAGAGGUUCCAAAGUGACGACAAGUCAGACAUGGACUUCACCGCAGGGUCUCAGAGCUACACUCUCAGUUUCAAAGACAUGAUGCAGACAAACAAGAGAUUUGGCACCAGAAGACCUGUGAGAAGACGGCCCAAAUUUGUGUCUUUGUCUGAUGCACAAACAAUCAAAACCAGCAAAAGAAUGCCCAACAAUCAAUCCAAUUUCAAAGCCUUACCAGGGCACUGGGACAAGGCUCAAACUCCUGACACAGGAUUCAAGAAAGUUCUCCUCCAGACAUCAUCAUCGGAGUACAAGGAGAUCGAGCAGCUUUUCACCAGUACUGUCAGAGACCUACGCAUUCGCAAGAUCGAGAGGAUUCAGAACCAAGCGCUUUGGGAGGUCUUUCAGUGGCAAAGGGAUCUGAUGAAGAAGAGCAAUGGAGGAAAGAAUCCAACAGAGAAGAAGCUCUUCCACGGCACGGACUCCAAGUACAUCGAUGCUAUCUGUCACAGCAACUUUGAUUGGAGGAUAUGUGGAACGCAUGGGACUGCGUAUGGAAAAGGGAGCUACUUUGCCAGGGAUGCCAAAUACUCUCACAGCUACACAGGCCAGUCACCUGUCAAGUCCAUGUUCGUGUCUCGUGUGUUGGUGGGAGACUACACCAGAGGAGACUCCAGCUACCUCCGCCCUCCCUCCAAAGAUGGAGGAGACACCGUCUUCUACGACAGCUGUGUAGACAACGUGACAAACCCCUCCAUCUUCGUGGUGUUUGAGAAACACCAGGUCUACCCAGAAUACCUCAUCACGUAUGGCGAUCAACCCCAUGUCCAGGACUUGCCACACCAGGCAUACAACCGUCCAGUCCCAGCAUCAGUCUCUGUCCCUGCCCCAUUCUCAGCUCCAAUCCUUACACGAGCCCCAGUUAUAUUCCCAGCCACAGCCUCAGCCCCAUUCUCAGCUCCAGUACCAGCCCAACGUUCAACCCCAGCCCGAGCUCCAGCCCUUGCACGACCCCCAGUUCUAGUCCCAGCCCUUGCACGACCCCCAGUUCUAUUCCCAGCCCCAGCUCCAGCCCUUGCACGACCCCCAGUUCUAGUCCCAGCCCCAGCCCUUGCACGACCCCCAGUUCUAUUCCCAGCCCCAGCUCCAACCCUUGCACGAUCCCCAGUUCUAGUCCCAGCCCCAGCUCCAGCCCUUGCACGACCCCCAGUUCUAUUCCCAGCUCCAACCCUUGCACGAUCCCCAGUUCUAGUCCCAGCCCCAGCUCCAGCCCUUGCACGACCCCCAGUUCUAUUCCCAGCUCCAACCCUUGCACGAUCCCCAGUUCUAGUCCCAGCCCCAGCCCCAAUUCUAGUCCCAGCCCCAGCAUCACGUACCACAGUGUCUCCCUCCCACAAUAGUCAGAUAGAGGAAGAUGCCCAGCUGGCCAAACUUCUCCACUUGACAUACAACUUUCUACCAACAGACUCAGCCUCAGCCUCAGGUACCACAGUGUCCCCCCCCAACAAUAGUCAGAUAGAGCAAGAUGCCCAGCUGGCCAGAAGUCUCCACCUGAGAUACAACGUUCUGCCCCCGACUUCAGCCAUGGCCUCAGACCCAAAGCCCUCUCCGGCUCUGGCCUCAGACCCAGAACCAGACCCAAAACCUUCCACAUCAUAUUCCAAACAACAAACAACAAAGAAAGACAAAUGUGUAAUCAGCUAAAAUCUCAAAUGAGUGACUAGCAAACUAUUAAACAUUAACUUGCCACAAAUCAGAAAUAUUAAAAUCACGAUUUUCUGGGUGAGCAGAAAAGUAUGCUUUUUCUGUUUUGUUGAAACUUGUCCAAACAAUUGUAUUCAGCUUAACUUCAUGUGUUGUAUCAUGCUAUUCUUUCAUAGUUACAUAUUUCAGUGGCAUUUUAACCCUUUUAGAAUGUGGUUGUUAUUGCACACACCAGGAUAAUCAUAUUGAUGAAAUGUAACCUCAGCAUCACUGUAAAACUGAUUAUGAUAAGUUAAUUAUGUAUUGAUUGAACACAUACGUUAAUGUACCUUACACUAAAGCAGGAAUGUAUUCAUCCAUUUUCUCCCUUGUAUAUUUUAAUAUUUUCAGUUUUCACACGG